AUGUAUAGGCGGUGCUCGCCAAACAAGCAGCGUGUUUCAGACUUGAGCAGACGUUUCUGUGCACGUGUCCGUUUGCGGCUUCUUUCCCGUGUAGUUUGGAGCGUGCUCGGCGUCGCGGUGUUGGUUCAGAUUGCCGUCUAUGAGUGGAAACUCUACGGCGGAGGGGUCCGAAGCGCCCGUUAUGCGUUGCGCGAGUUCGAGAAAGAUCUGCUCUCUCGCCGAUUGCCGUUGUUUGUGAACGGAACCGGUACUUGGAGUGUCUCGUACGCUCGAGUGCGCGACGCUGUUCUGAGAGUAUCUGGUACGGAGCGAAGGGUGUUCGUGCUGUGCCGCUCACUCGACGCCUGCCGUAGCAGCUCGACAGCUGACGAAGACGCGCUUCUCCUGAACGAACGCACGCUUUUGAGAGUGCGCACCGCAUAUCGCUCCGCGUACAUAUCAGUACAUUUCGUCGUGAAUGAAACCGAAAAACGGGCAUUCGAAGCAGAAUGCCAGCGAACAGACGGUGGCUGGGAGCACCGGACAACCCUCUAUCAACCGCUGACUCCCUUCGUGAUGAAGAAUUUGGCUCACUGGACCUUCGAUCUCGUUUAUCCUCUUUACGUCACGAUGCGGCUGCUCAGUCGCAAUCCGCUAGAUUGGGUCCGUCAGCGUGUCUACCCGCCGCGUCUGAUUUUCGAUACAACGAGCUUGGGACGAGCGGGCCGCAGCGCUCUUCGGCUUCCACCAGAUGGCCGUCGCCUGCUGCACCGCCUUGGCGGCAUCAGCACCAGCUUGACGCCGAAUCUGGAGUUCCGAUCCAUGGGCAGAGCUCUGGAAUCGACUUUUUGUUUUCGUGAUCUAGUACUUGGUGCGAGGGAGCAAAAUCUCAGGCACUCAAACUGGAAUCUCCUGGAACUGUCCCGAUCCAUGGAUGCCCAGCGGGGAAAGCUGCUGCGGGCAUUCAGCGCAUUUAUGCGGAACGAUGCAGACCGCGAGUGUUCGUCGAAGUCAGUCGAUCGCAAACGAGUGAUCACCCCGAGUCACGACUUAUUCGGAGAGCGCCCGCAACGCGACCAAAACCGACACACUAUAUGGAUUCUGGGGCGCGGCUCUGUUCGACGACAACUCCGCAAUGGAACAGCACUGGUCCGACGCAUACCGCACGCUCAGUAUGUUGAGGCGUUUGGCAAUCUGCCAUGGUGUUUACAAUAUACCAUUAUUCGAGAUGCGAGCGGCAUUGUCGCGAUGCACGGCGCUGAGUGGUCGUACUUGUUACUCGUUCGAAAACCAUCCCGUCUGCGCAGCGUUGAGCUUUUCCCUCCAUGCGCGGCGCCACUGACCUUCUAUGCGUCGAUCGCUAGAUAUCUCGGCGUCAUGCACCAUAUGAAGCUGCAAACGAGCAAUCGAACCAGCAUGGAAUUCGAUGUGCGUUACCCUCAGCAACGCACCUGCCUCGACGCGUACCGCAAUCACACAAGUGUACGUGGCACCCUACCGGGGCGAUGUUGCCUCGACGCGAACAUCGUCCUUUCGGAGUAUGACCAGGAACGAAUCGUGCGCUUUCUUGCGGAAGAUUAG
Molecule: messenger RNA, 1560 nt
Organism: Cyanidioschyzon merolae strain 10D
Lineage: Eukaryota; Rhodophyta; Bangiophyceae; Cyanidiales; Cyanidiaceae
Exons: 1
Coding region: 1-1560 (519 amino acids)
Source: RefSeq, a predicted model, not a curated record